Fusarium verticillioides 7600 is the source of this 4708-nucleotide messenger RNA. RefSeq lists its product as hypothetical. Lineage: Eukaryota; Fungi; Ascomycota; Sordariomycetes; Hypocreales; Nectriaceae. Bases 254 to 3508 code for a protein of 1084 amino acids. Gene Ontology annotation, molecular function: protein binding. The transcript is spliced from 3 exons. The record is from RefSeq and is a predicted model, not a curated record.
GUGUCCAAAUGCGAAGAUGUGACUGACUCGGGUACCAAACCGAUGCCCACACACUUUACCCCGCUCGUCCUGUGUCGGCUUUGCAUCUAUUUUCGUGCUGCAAAGAACCCUCCUUCUAGGUUCAAAAUUCCCAGACUGUCUUAUUGAUAGUAACGCCGGGGGGCAGCCGCUUCACAAACCAUCUGACUGGUCCACAAACGGCGACGUCUAUCUCAAGAAAAGCAGAGUGCUAUAGUGACGCCUGUAUCACGCCAUGAAACGUGCGGCAAGCUCAUCAAGCCGCGGUGCUCGCUCGAAGUUCCGUGGACAGGGUGUUUCGCAUUCUGGGUCUGGAGACUUCACUGUCGGCAGGGAUUUAAUCAUCGGAGGGAACAGCCAUUACAGCCAGGAUGACCGAGUUCUCGCGGAACUGAGGUCGACCGACCCAAGUGUCGACAAAGAUCGCAUUGAACGGACGAAAGGCGACUUACGGUCCGAGUCAUACGGCUGGAUUUUCCAUAACGCGGAAUUCCAGCAGUGGCGUGAUGAUGAUCAGAACCGACUACUUUGGAUCAGAGGCGAUCCCGGGAAGGGAAAGACGAUGCUGCUCUGCGGUGUUAUCAACGAGCUCGAGAAACAGGUCACAGACUCCGCUCUGCUAUCCUAUUUCUUCUGCCAAGCGACCGAUAUACGAUUGAACAACGCAACGGCUGUCGUCAAGGGCCUUAUUUACCUCCUUCUCUAUCAGAAGCGUUCACUCAUCGCGAAUGUACGGAAGAAGUUCGACCACGUAGGUGGACAGUUGUUUGAGGGCACCAACAGCUGGGAUGAACUUUCCAGGAUAUUAAUUGCCAUCUUGGAAGAUGAAAGCUUGCAGACUACGUUCCUCAUUAUCGAUGCUCUUGAUGAAUGCGAUACGAACCUCGACCAACUCCUCUACCUAAUUGAAAAAGUCUCCUCAUUACCCAGAGCGAAGAUCAUCGUAUCUAGUCGCAACUGGCCGAAAAUCAACAACGGGCUAGGUUCAACCAUACACAAGGUUCAACUCAGCCUUGAAUUGAACCAAGAAAAAGUCUCAGCUGCCGUCAACGAAUGGAUUCGGUAUAAAGUGGGCUUACUUGCACAAUCAAAAUCGUACGACAAGGAAAUGCAAGACACCGUUGAGGAGUACCUAGUGUCGAAGGCACAUCAUACUUUCCUCUGGGCAUCUUUAGUCUGUCAGCAGCUGGGAAAGCCCGAUGUCCUAAAAAGGCAUACAUACAAAACGUUAUACUCAUUUCCACCUGGCCUUGAUUCUCUGUAUGAAAGGAUGCUCGACCAGAUUGAUCGCUCGGACGAUGCUGGUCUUUGCAAGCAAAUAAUUAGACUCAUGUCAGUCGCUUAUCGACCUCUUGCCUUGGUGGAGAUGGUGUCCCUUGUGGAGCCCUUAGAAGAGUUUCAAGACGAUAUUGAUUCUCUUGACGAGAUAAUUAAAUUGUGUGGAUCUCUACUGACCUUACAGGAUGACGUUAUUUACUUCAUCCAUCAAUCAGCAAAGGACUUUUUGAUAAAGACCGUACCUGACAUUAUCUAUCCGAAUGGCAUAGAGUAUGAACACAGAACCAUCUUCUCAAGAUCACUCCGAUCAAUGAAAAGCCUUCAACGCGACAUAUACAAUCUCGACCAGGCGGGAAUCCAGAUCGAUCAGGUUGAGCCACCAGAUCCCGACCCACUAGCACCAGUCUGCUAUUCUUGUAUAUACUGGAUUGAACAUUUUGUGAAUAGCGUUCCCAAAGAUUCCGGUGAGAGCGGCGUUCAGGAUGCUGGGCAAGUCUACGAUUUCCUUGAACAGCGCUUUCCCCACUGGCUUGAAGCACUUAGUUUGCUUAGGAAUAUCUCCGAAGGUAUUAUCCAAAUGUCAAAACUAGCACGGCUUACGCAGGGGUGGGACACUCAACCCAAGCUAGCGAAGCUGGCUCAAGACGGCUUACGAUUUAUUCGAGCUCACAGGACGUCUAUCGAGACCAGUCCCCUUCAGACAUACCAUUCGGCUCUUAUUUUUAGUCCAACGGAUAGCAUAGUCAGAAGACUAUUUCGCUCAGAAGAACCAUCCGUGGCAAUGUACCCUGCAAUGGAUAGUGAGUGGAGUGCAUGCCUACAGACGCUCGAAGGGCGUAGAGAGCCUGUCCUCUGCGUAGCCUUCUCCCCCGACGGUACACAAUUAGCCUCAGGAUCAUUCGAUGGUGUAGUCAUGAUAUGGGAUACGACGAUGGGCCAGUCUCUACGCACUUUAGAAGGCCACGGUAGCUGCGUGAAAUCAGUAGCCUUUUUGGGUAACUGCAACCAAUUGGCAUCCGCGUCACAGGACCGUACCAUCAAACUCUGGGAUACAGUGGCAGGGCGAUGCACCCAAACCCUCUACGCUCAUGGCAGCAACUUCUUAUCAAUCGCCUUUUCGGUAAAGACAGGGCUACUGAUAUCAGCGUCAUUUGACGGUAGAAUUAUGGUCUGGGACGCAACUAUGAAAACGUACCUCUAUGACCUUGAGGGACACAGCCAAUCCGUCCUGUCAGUAAAGUUCUCACCGAACGGUGUUUACUUAGCGUCGGCGUCGGAGGACGAAACCAUCAAGGUAUGGGAUCCCGCGAAACGUCAAUGCCUCAAUACGCUGAGAGGCCACGAUGGGUCCGUCAAUUCGAUAGAAUUCUCAGGUGAUGGUUUGCAAUUAGUUUCAGGAUCAGGUGAUGGAACUAUUAAGGUCUGGAAACUAGAAACUGGCCAGUGUCUUCGAACAUUGCAUAACCACGGUAGUGUUGUUGAGUCAGUAGCCUUUACUCUUAAUAGCAUGCGGAUAGCCUCGACUGGACGGGAUACGGAUGAUAUCAAAGUCUGGGAUACUGCAACAGGCCAGUACCUCUGGAAGCACGAGGGCCAUAUCAAAGGCACCGCCACACUCACCUCAAAUUACGGCGAACAACUUGCUUUAGGAUCAUACAACUGCACCGUCAAACUAUUGGACGCAGAGAUCACCCCUUCAAAAAUGCACCAUUCCCCCGAAUCCCACCAGUCAAAGAGAGCUCAAACCCGGGACAGAUCAGUAUUUCAAGUUGUACGCUUGACCUUCUCAAAAGACGGUACAUUUCUGGCAUCAAUGACACUUGAGUAUAAGAUCAAAAUCUGGAACGUGGCGACGCGUCAGUGUCUCACCACCAAUUAUGAUCUUUCUAAGAAGUUCCUUCUAUCACUGUCCUCGAACAGCCCGUUUCCCGAUAUAGAUGAGAUCUCCCUUAACCUAGAAGGACUAUGCCAACCUGGAAACCCGAUUUCAGUAUCAUCACCGCCACCAGCGUCACAAGGGACAACUCACAUAGAAACUCCUAGAUUUCCAUCAUAUGCAGUCAGGGAUGGUAAGUGGGUUACGAGAAAUACCCAUGAUGUGCUACUACUACCAUGGGAUUACAAGGCAACGGCAUGGGCUGUCCAUCAGUCGACAGUGGCUAUUGGCUGUAAUUCCGGCCAGGUACUGUUCUUCCAGUUCAGGACAGAAUAGACUAUUGGGUGUAUUUUAUUUCUUAAUUAAAAGCUUUUACUUCUGUAAAGUGCCCAAGCCACUCCCUCGUAGAACCGAGCCAGGUACUUUUCGCGGUGAUAGCCGAGCGCCGAGAUGAAGAAGUUAUUCAGAGCGAUCCCUUCGACCGGGGACGGAGAUGGAGCAGGGGCUGAGGACCUGCCAUGACCCCGCGGUCUAACGAUGGUCUCAUUCGGAUGAUGGAAGUGUUUGUUCCCUGCUAGGCGAUGCUAAGCUGAUGUAGCCUGCCUUUGACUAACCUAUCUGUGUCUGUACGGAGUAUUCGGUGGCAGGUUGAACGGAGUUUGCGGACGAAUAGUGGGAUACAGACUAGCAGGCGGUGGAGACAGAGAAGGCGGAGACGGAGGCGGUGGCGGUGGUGGUAGAGGAGGAGAAGGGCUAUCGCCGCCCGGUCCACCAUCACCCCAACGUCGAAUGGAUGGCCUUGCACAAUGUCCAACAGGCGGUGUAUCUGGCCUCAAACCAGGAGGGUCGCUCCUCAACUCCACCGGGCUUUCACCUUCAGGCACACAGAACUGUCCAUCCCACUCUGGCUUCAGCCAAUUGAUAGUAUACGCUGGCCACCUCCAGACCGUUAUACGUUUCAUAGUAUGAUUUUCAUAUGUAUCUGUCUUCACCAGAAUAUCCUUUUUUGGGAGCUUGUUCUUUACGAGGUUAUUCAGAUGCAGAUUUACUUGGGCAAGGACGACAUUCUGGUAUUGUCGCGGCUUUGCUUAAAGGUUAAGUCUAUCGAUCAAUUCGUCUGAGCCAGUUUCAGUCAUGCGCUUGGUCAACAUUUGCCAUCGUGCGGCGUAAGCCCAGAGGACCUUUGUGUCCUCUGGUGACCAUGGCACCUUUCUGCACGCGCCAGUACGAAGAUCUUCAAGACUGAUUAGGCUCAGGCAGCUAAUAAGACUCCAUUCACGCUUCAAUACUGACACCUCGAAAGUACUGGGUAUAUCAGAAUGACAUUCACAUUUCAAAUCUGUGGGUAAGAGGGACUUACACGGUCGUUGUCAUAGGCAGACAUUAUAGUUGAUGGGUAAGGUGUAGUUUAAACUGGAGUUCGUAGUCUAAACCAGGGUUUAUAGUCUCAACUCGGGCAGGUUAAGUUAAGAGUAGGCCAGCAACAUAAUUAGGGUGGAAAUAUAGCCCAGGCGAAGAAUGGCUUAGAAGAAGAUG